GGCACUGAUGAGGCAGCACUGGUGGGCAUUGGGGAGGCACUGAUGACGCUGCACUGAUGGGCACUGAUAGGCUGUGUACCCAACCAGGGGCGGACUGACAACUCAUGGGGCCCCCGGGCAAUAGGGGAUCAUGGGGCCCCUGUGUCCUUGCCCACACUCAAACCACACCCAAAAAAGUCUAUGAAAGGUACCAGGGGCAUCUCAUGGGGCCCCCUGCUGACCCCGGGCCCUUGGGCAGUGCCAGAGUUCCCAAAUGGUCAGUCCGCCCC
Messenger RNA from Staurois parvus, 269 nucleotides. The record is from the annotation of a GenBank genome assembly. NCBI's taxonomy places the organism in Eukaryota, Metazoa, Chordata, Amphibia, Anura, Ranidae.